Molecule: messenger RNA, 852 nt
Organism: Ictalurus punctatus (channel catfish)
Lineage: Eukaryota; Metazoa; Chordata; Actinopteri; Siluriformes; Ictaluridae
Product: B-cell receptor CD22
Exons: 6
Coding region: 1-549 (182 amino acids)
Source: RefSeq, a predicted model, not a curated record
AUGUCUCAGCACGGAGUGGAGAGCUACGACGAUGGCAUCCUCUAUCCCCCUAAGGAUGUCUCAGUGACCAUCAGCUCCUCUGGUGAGAUAGUGGAGGGCGGAGUAGUGACUCUGAGCUGCAGCAGUGAUGCUAACCCACCUGUGGAGACCUACACCUGGUAUAAGGUGAAUGAAAGCUCACCUGUAGGAUCUGGACAGAGUUACAGCUUCACCUUGAGCUCCAGGAGCAGUGGAUGGUUUUACUGCGUGGCUCAGAAUAAGUUCGGGAAUCAGAGCGCCGCUGCAGUGCCUCUCACUUCAAGUGAGCGUCUAUCUUUGCACCUGUUCACGGUUUUGUGUGUCGCUGUUGGCGUCGGUUGCUGCGCCAUCGGGGCUGUCGUAACCGGACUUUUCUGCAUGAGGAGACAGAGGAAGCAGAGCGUGACGGUUAAACAUGACUACGUGAAUGACGGCGUUCACGUGGUACACGGCCCAUAUAUCACUCUCGACCCCGCGACCAGGUCCUCCCAUGACCUGUACAGCACACUCACAACAAUAAGGCAUAACUGAGAUCGUCAGUCGUACCCAUGGGUAAAACAAGACGCCACCUCGGUUCCGGUGGUGAAGAGUUUGAAGAGUUCAGAAAUUAAAUCUUUACAUUUAUAAUAAAAAAAAAUGCAGUUAAUGCUUAAGUGUUUUAUUUAUUUUAUUUUUUUAUUUUUUUUUGUAUAACACAUACUAUAUAAUAUUGUGUUUUUCCUUUUUGUGCAUUGUAAGUUGUUUUUUUUUUUUUUUAAACUGGAGUGAGUAAAUGUCAAAUGAGAGAAGUGUUUGGUGAAGUGUGAAUCCUGUACCUCAAAUAAAGGACCUUGU